AUGUUCUCAAUGGGAUUCGUGUCUGGAGAAUUGUUAGGCCUAUUGAGCACCUUAAUACCUUCCCAUAUUUUCAAUUGUGUGAAACAAAGCAUCAUUUUGUUGAUCACUAGAAUGAAUUUACCUGACAAAUGUCCAUUUCUUCAAUCCAAUGUACUUAAAAGUGUCGAUUCUGAUGUUAAUGAACUCCAAGAAGGGUCCACCUGA
Messenger RNA from Enterospora canceri, 204 nucleotides. The record is from the annotation of a GenBank genome assembly. Lineage: Eukaryota; Fungi; Microsporidia; Enterocytozoonidae.